Molecule: messenger RNA, 1627 nt
Organism: Pocillopora verrucosa
Lineage: Eukaryota; Metazoa; Cnidaria; Anthozoa; Scleractinia; Pocilloporidae
Product: malectin-B
Cellular component (GO): membrane
Molecular function (GO): carbohydrate binding
Source: RefSeq, a predicted model, not a curated record
UUUAUGGGAACUAAUAUUUAGCCUGAGGGAGUCCUCACUUGAUAUAAAAGGCAAGAUGGAAACUUUACUGUUUGAGGUUUUUGUCACCCUUCUCUUGGGAAUCCUUUGUGGGGAGGUUUCAAGCACAGGAGAAGUUGUAUAUGCGGUAAAUAGCGGCGGGCCGGCGCAUACAGAUCUGAACGGAGUUCACUACCAAGCUGACAAACUUACCGUGGGCACCGCGUCUGAUUUUGGCAAAUCGUUAGCAAUUGGAAGAGUCGCCCCGGCAGAUCAAAUACUCUACCAAACGGAACGAUAUCACUUUUCAAACUUUGGAUACAAUAUUCCUAUAAAGGAAAACGGCGAUUAUGUGUUGAUUUUGAAGUUUUGCGAGGUCUACUUUCAAGGUCCGAGACUAAAGGUGUUUGAUGUGGCAGUAAAUCAACAUACUGUACUUAAAGGAUUAGACAUUUAUGAGAGAGUUGGUAGAGGGGUUGGUCAUGAUGAGUACAUUCCAUUUCGAAUAAACAACAACCAGGUUCUGAUCGAUGGGGAAACAUUACCAUUUAGUGGAACUGUUUAUGUUGAAUUUAUGAAGGGCUACUAUGAUAAUCCCAAAGUUAAUGCUGUUUUAGUUAUGAAAGGAACUCUAGAGGAUGUACCAAAGUUACCUCCUCUAUCACGCCCAGGGGAAGAUAAUGAAGAUGAUGAUGAAGAUGAAGAAAGUAAAGAAGAUAAACCUAAGAAACAGCGUAAGAUUUCUGGCCCUAAAGCAAUUGACCCUUAUGCCAACGAUGAAUCAAGCAUGUUAAUUCCUAUAGCUAUAGCUAUUGCAGUGUUUCUACCAACACUAUUUUGUCUGUGUAAAUUGUGACAGCUACAGCUUGGUUGAUUUUAUUUAUUUCACCGUGUUACACUAUAGCAAAUUUCUGUUACCCAAAGCUUUGAAAACAGCUGGAUAAAAAUUCAUUCUCCAAGGUAAAAGUUUUUAGUAGCUAAAAUAUUGUGCAUCAGUGCCAUAGGUUUACAAGGUGUUUCAUACCAUGAUAGUUUUUCAGUGUUUGUCCUAAUAGUGAAAACUUCCAAAGGAUCACAAUUGUGUUUUCAUUUGGAUUUAGUCUUGAUAAGUUGAUUCCUUAUCACCAAGAUGUAAAUUGUAAUUUGAACUCCAAUUUUCAAUUAUUUGCCAUAGUUUGUAAUUACAACUUGAUAAAGGUGAUUUUUUUUUAAACUCCUUUUGCUCUCAGGAUCUGAAAGUUAAUGCUUCAAACCAAUGUCACUUGUUGCUCUGCAGGCUAAUCCUGGGUAUUUGGUGAUGUUUGAAAACCAUAUCCCCUUUUUGAUAAUUUUCUUCAUUCUAAUUGCUUAUCUGCUUGACAGUGUACUGAAAAUAUAUGGAGAAUUUACAUUCUAAUACCUUCUGGAUUUAUAAAGUUUGACUGAACUUCUCUUAUCACCUCUUGACACCAGCCUACUCUUAAACCUGUUGUUCAUCAAAUUUUUACAACAGAAAGGCUUCAUGAUGAAUUAUUAUUUAUGAAAAAACAAAACCAAGCAAAGGGUCUGUCAAGUUAGUGAUAUUAUUAAGUUUUAGAUAUUAAGUGAAUUUGUGUUAAAUAAAGUUUACCAUCACAUUGGUUAUGUAAAC